Molecule: messenger RNA, 2025 nt
Organism: Trypanosoma rangeli
Lineage: Eukaryota; Euglenozoa; Kinetoplastea; Trypanosomatida; Trypanosomatidae
Exons: 1
Coding region: 1-2025 (674 amino acids)
Source: RefSeq, a predicted model, not a curated record
AUGAGCGUAUGGUUUUUCAGGGUUGUUUUGGAGCGCGCCUGCUUCACCUAUACCCCGAUGUCAGGAGUGGAGGCACCGCUCAACGGCACGUUUGCCUGUCGUGUUUUGUUUGAUGGUGAGGAGGUCAACCUUGACUUGACACCUACGCCGCAACACGUCACAGCAAAGAGGUCGGUCGCUUUCAAGUAUCGUAUUAGGGCUUCUACCUGGGAAGACCUUGCCUUAGCACUUAAUCAGCGCUCUGCCUGCCUCCAAAUUCUGUGUUUUAACGAAGCGGAAAAACAAGAUGCCCCAGACGCCCAUUCAAGUGCUGGUUUGGUAGUGGGAAUCGCCUCAAUAGACUUGUUGUCUUUGGCACAGAAUGUCACCGCCCAGUACGAGCUUCCACUGAUGCCCCCGAAUGCGGGUUCCUCUCCCACAAAGCUGGGGCGAUUAUCCGUGUGUAUUACUAUGGAACAGAUGUGCGAUUUCAGACUCCAGUUAAAAGAGGUGCGUGCUUCUGGUAUUGAGGCUGGUGCGUACAAGCUACGGUAUUUUCUAUCUUCAAGUAGUGUAUACAUGUGCAGCAAUCCGUUGCGAUCCAAGCUGGGAUCCGUCAUGUGGACGGGCGGAACAUUACAGGAGUUGUUGUUUCAUGGGACGUUGCGGACAUUGGCAUCACUGGAAUUUGCCAUUUCGCUUCUGAAGUCUGGAAAAAAUGGCAGAGAGCCACCAGUCGCAAUAUUUACUGUCUCUUUGUUGCAGCUGCAGACGAACUCGACUGAGAAAAUCAGGGAAAUUCCCUUUCUGCUAGAGGAGCCCGAAUCUCCCAGGAUCCUUUCCGGUGUUUUGCAGGUCAGAGGGCUGCCUGUUGCUCAGCAGAAUAUUCGACGUGUAACGAUCCCUUGUCGGUCCUACGCUCGCGACGAGGUGGGGGACAACGACAGACGCUUCUCUGUAGGCGUUGCGUUAGGGCGUUCGCAUAAUGUUGCCACUCUAAACUCGUCGUUGCAGCGACUUCCCGCAUCAGGAGAAGCAAUAACAGGAUCUAUCGACGUGCCAAGUGCCCCACCUCACGCGCUUUUGGGCGCUGGGCCAGCCGCUGUAACAGCAGCGGCGUUGAGUCAAGCAUUGGAGCAGGAUUCCGCAAGUUCUCGGGUGGAAGAGGGAGGCAGCGAUAAUGCAAGCACCACUUUGGCUUAUGGUGGCAAUUUAGCCUCAUGCGACGGCGUCUGUUGCUUGAAACCUCCACUUUGUGAGGACGUGGGGAACUAUACGCUGCCCUUGAGCGGUGCUGCCUUGGCUAGUGAGUGCUCAUUACUACAAGAGCAAGAAGGAAGGGAUGGAAGUGAUGUUUCAUUUUCUUCACCCUUGCCACCAGAUACAGCAGCGGAUAUUGGAGAUGUGAGUAAGCUGUCACUUCAUGUUUCUAGCAUCAAGGAGGAUACGCCGCCGUCCGAAGAAGAAGAAGAAGAAGGACAUCAUCUGGCUGCACCUUAUGGUGACACGUUGCAGGAGGGAAAGCAGCAGCAACAGGAUGAAGCAGAAAAGGACGAGGAGGCGGAGCGCAAACAUCUCAUGUAUCGCGAAUACCAUCUCCUACAAGAACUGGAUCGCGUAAAGGAAAGUAUUGAUAUUUUGCAAGGGUGUUUACAAAACACACGUAUCUUGUCUAGCAGCACCGAUUACGACGCGGCUACGCAAAUUGACGCCUUGGAGCAGGAGUUGUCGGAGCUGGGCAGGGCUGAGACAACCCUCAUGCAACUUGAGGAUCGCCUCCAGGAGCGGUUUAGGCAUUGCAGCGAGCAAUACCGCAUAUCUGAAGCGGAGUUCCAUGCGUCAAUGCAGCAUCUUGCAGUUUACGCUGACGUGCUGAUAAAUAUCGACCGUAGCAUAUCCGCUGAGAUGCAGGAGGUUGAGCUGGAUGAACCUGCGGCUAAAGGGACCGUGGCGAGUUUCCAUCUACCCCACCCUCCACAUGCACCCAAGCCAACGUGGAAGGUAAAAAAAAAAAAAAACAUGAGGGGAGAAGGGGGGGGGGAGUAA